GGCAGGUAGUAAACAGACAGGUAGCUGUAGACUGUUCUAGCAGCUGGUAAAUACGGCCAGUCCAUCCUGAAACCGUGAACUUAGCAAGUAUUCUGCUUCUGCACAUCUCCUAAAUCUACAGUUAAAUAGUGCAGUUUUCAAUUACAACUAAAAUUAAUGAAUUAAAAUGUUAAAAAUUAGAGCAGACCACGAACUUAUUGCCCCCUCCUCACUUUUAACCACAGAUGAUGGAAUUACUGAAGUUGACCUACCCAGCCAUCUAUCAGGGCAACAGGAAGAAGAUGGAGAUAGAGAAGAUUUGGAAGGAUCAUGCGGAGAAGGAAAUAAUAAUGUUCACGGAAAAUUACACUUUAGAACGAAUGAUAGAAGUAUUCUGUUUAGCUCAAGAUUGGAUGAGUUUACAAAUAAGAUCACAUGCUUAGCUUGUCAGCAGAAUUGUAAGAGCUUUCCAAUCUGGAGAUUGCAUUGUUUGCAGCACCAGGACUUACCAGGAUUAACCCCUACCCUUGUAUCUCUGUAUCCUCCAGAAAAUGAUUCCCGUCCUUUUCCUCAAAAGCGAUUUCAGUGUGAAAGAUGCAAACGGAAAUUUGCCACAGCUCAGGAGAGAAAUGAGCACAACAAUAACACUGUUAGAAUUGUCAGGUUAGUUUGUCCGCAGUGUAAUGGGCAGUACAGUGACUUAGAACAACAUAUACAGGAAUCCCACCAAGGAUGUGUAGAGUGUGGAAAAUGUGGAUUAGAAACUAUACAACUUGUUGCUCACUGCCAUUCAUUACAUCAAGGCUUCAGCAGUGUUUUAGCAGAGAGUACUACAACUUGUUUUGGAGAUGGAAUAAGUGCCGAGUGGAAGGAAGUGGUUUUAGAGACACCGGCAUUUUUUCUUGCCUCAGAGGUAAAACCAGAUGACUCUGAACCUGCUGAAAGUCCUCUACCCAAAUCUCAAGUAAAUCCGCAUGAUUCUAUCCAGCUAAAAUCCGCGAACCAACCUUUGAUCAAAAAAGAAAAUAAACUUGAGAAUAUCGUCUUCAAUCAUCAAGACGAGACGACAUCCUCUCUAAAAUUUAUUCCACGGUAUUCUGAUGACAGCCCAGUGUUAGAAAUGUCAAUAGAACAACGAGAGCAGAAGAAUAUCGAGGAAUAUGAAAGGUAUAAAGAAGAUGCAAAGUCAAAGAUAGGAAUCAAGAAUGAAUGUGAAAUCUGUGGAUUUAUCCCCUACACUAAGAAUAAAUACAGAGAAAAACAGGAUCAUCUGGCUAAGAUGCAUUUUAAAGAGAAAAUAGACAGACUGCUGCCCAAAAGACCGUACCUGUGUCCUAUUGAACAGUGUGAAUAUAACGGCAAGGACAGGCAAGACAUUCUUAGGCACUAUACUGGAAAGCAUAAUAUAUUGAAGAUGUGGGUUGACGAAUUUUUAAAAUCUCGGAAGAAUUCUACCCCAUCCGCUCUUUCUCCGGGCCGCAUACCCUCAUUGGGCCUUCAGAAAGAGAAACUUACUGGGGCUGCUGGUGGACUUGAUUCAAAUGUUCUCACUUUCGCAGAUAUGGAGGCCAUGGCUAGAGAAAAAGAGAUGGAGAUGAGAGGUAAAAAAAGAACUCACAACGGCAUUGAAAUCUCUGAACUUAAAAAAGAAAAUGGCGUUUCCACUAUUUUUACAAACAAGCAAAGUUCUCAAGCACAUGUACCCAUCAAGCCGAAAUUAGAGGGAUAUUUAGAAGGGGUUGCCCAUGACCUUCUGAACACCCCUGUAACCGGCACAGUUACAAUCUCAACUCCUUCCGGUCAAAUCAGUCUCAGUAGACAAUCCAGAUAUUUUAGGAAAUCAGUUGAGAAGGUUUCAGAGUCCUUCAAACUAUUGACAGCUCCAGAAGCUGGAGCUGAAGCCCCUGUUAUUCCUCUCUAUCUCUACAAAUGUGAUCAGUGUACAGGGAAGGUCGUCUUCAAAUCAAUAGAAGGUUUAAAGCAUCACAAGAUAGUUGAGCACCCCCUGGAGGAUGAAGAGAUUGAUGUAGAUCCUCUAGCAGCCUCCCCCCCGGCCUCCGUCCUCCCUCUGACCAAGGAGCAUCAAUGUAUUGGAUGCAGUAUGAGGUUUAUUUCUCAACAAGCACUUGAUCUUCACCAGUCUAUUUGCAAGAAUACAGCAGCGUCAAGUUCCUUAGCUGGAGUUUCAUUGGUUCUGGGAACAUCAUUGCUAAGCUCUGUUCCCAUCACAUCUCUCACCGUUCCAGGAGGAUCCUCUGUUACAACUACACCCCUCACCGUUCCAGGAGGAUCUUUCGUUCCCAUAACACCACUAAACGUUCCAGGAGGGGAACUGCCCAAGAAGAAAGCAAGACGACCUCCUCCAAAUCUUGUUCCUAUCUAGUCAACUUUUUCUUAAAGAUUGCAAAUUAAUCAGAAUUUUGCUUUUAAAAACAACAUACUCAUGAGUCAUGACAGAGAAAUGUGUAAAAUAUAUAUUUAUAAAUUUGGGAUAUAAAGAUGCAGAGUCACCUACUAUAGAAUGAGCCUGCAGAGACGACAGUAAAUGAAUUUAUUUAGUCCUUUGUCUUAAAUUGCUUGCUCUUAUUUUACAUAUGAUACAUUAUAUCUAAAAGCAAAAGAAAAAGAUUAAAAGCUUUGUGGGUAACUCUGUACACUCAGUGUAAAAAUCAUAUGAUUUCUCUUAACUUAAAUAUUUGAAGGAAGUGUGAUAUGGCUUACUCUGUAUUCUGUAAUUAACUUCACUGUUCUUUCAUGAACGCCGAUUGGGUUCAAGAUACAAAUGCGGUACAGUACAGUACAGUACAGUACAGUACAUUGGGUUCAAGCUACAUGUGCAUUUAAAAAUAUCUAGAUAUCAUUCCAAAUAAGUAAACGUAUAAAGUCAUGAAUUUAAUGUGAAAAAUCAAAUAAUUUUUAAGUUUAAGAAUUUUUAAAUCUUAAAAAACAACAUUUUUAUUUAAUUUUUUAAGGAAACAAUAAAUGCCUAAACUUAAUAAGUUAAACUUUUGGCCUAAUUUAUUUGUAAAGUUAACAUUAUCCUGCAAUAAUUGUAAACAUUAUGAUUAAUAACUAUUUUCAAUAAAUACUAAAUCGUAA
Messenger RNA from Eurytemora carolleeae, 3078 nucleotides. RefSeq lists its product as uncharacterized. Gene Ontology annotation, biological process: regulation of transcription by RNA polymerase II. Gene Ontology annotation, molecular function: DNA-binding transcription factor activity, RNA polymerase II-specific; RNA polymerase II transcription regulatory region sequence-specific DNA binding. Lineage: Eukaryota; Metazoa; Arthropoda; Copepoda; Calanoida; Temoridae. Gene Ontology annotation, cellular component: nucleus. The transcript has 27 exons. The record is from RefSeq and is a predicted model, not a curated record. The coding region runs from base 167 to 2362 and encodes 731 amino acids.